Bombus terrestris (buff-tailed bumblebee) is the source of this 2770-nucleotide messenger RNA. It is a transcript of the gene CycK, whose product is annotated as cyclin-K. NCBI's taxonomy places the organism in Eukaryota, Metazoa, Arthropoda, Insecta, Hymenoptera, Apidae. The coding region runs from base 272 to 1504 and encodes 410 amino acids. The transcript has 8 exons. The record is from RefSeq and is a predicted model, not a curated record. Gene Ontology annotation, cellular component: cyclin/CDK positive transcription elongation factor complex; nucleus. Gene Ontology annotation, molecular function: cyclin-dependent protein serine/threonine kinase activator activity. Gene Ontology annotation, biological process: positive regulation of DNA-templated transcription, elongation; regulation of transcription by RNA polymerase II.
CUUUACGUAAAAUGACUUCUUGUUGUCCCUUUCUUGUGUACAUUCUGUUACGUGCAGAUGCGGAAUUAUCUUGAAAUAGUGUUUACGGCCAUAGUGUCUUGCAAGUAUUACUCUUUGCAAACUCUUGUUUAUAAUAAACAAUUCAAACGGGUUAAUAUAGAUAGUAUAUAUAAUAUUAUAUAUAACACAAUAUUGUAUAUAAUAAAAAACAUCUAAGCAAGUAAAAGAAAGAGAACACCUUAAACAUUAACAUAAACAUUGUGCAAUAAAAAUGCCGUGCUGGUAUUAUGAGAAGAAAGAACUACGAAAUACACCAUCCAUUCAAGAUGGAAUUGACUACGAAACAGAAUGCAGAUAUAGGAAAGAAGGGGCCAGAUUUAUUAUUGAUACAGGAACCAAAAUGGAUUUAGGAUACAAUACAAUGGCAACUGGAGUUGUUUAUUUUCAUAGAUUCUACAUGUUUCAUUCAUUUAAAAACUUCCCAAGAUAUGUAACUGCAUGCUGCUGUUUAUUAUUAGCAGGCAAAGUAGAAGAAACUCCAAAAAAAUGCAAAGAUAUAAUUAAGACUGCAAAGUCUUUAUUAACUGAACAAAAAUUGAUGACUUUUGGAGAGGAUCCAAAGGAAGAGGUCAUAACAUUAGAAAGAAUUUUACUACAAACUAUAAAGUUUGAUUUGCAAGUUGAACAUCCAUACAGCUACUUGCUAAAAUAUGCAAAAUGUCUUAAAGGUGAUAAAAAUAAAUUGCAGAAAAUGGUUCAAAUGGCUUGGACAUUUGUUAACGACAGUUUGUGUACAACAUUGUCAUUGCAAUGGGAACCAGAAAUUAUUGCUGUUGCUCUCAUGUAUUUGGCAGGGAAGCUUAGCAAAUUUGAAGUGGUAGAUUGGAAUGGAAGAUUACCCAAACAUUUACGUUGGUGGGACAUGUUUGUUGAGGAUGUUACUAUGGAUCUUCUAGAAGAUAUAUGUCAUCAAGUAUUAGAUUUGUAUUCACAAGCAAAUAACACAAAGCCGCCGGAUUCACCACCUUUAACACCAUCUAAUGAGCCUUGUAGAGAUAGAGCUAUAACAGCACCUUCCACAGAAUCAAUAUCUACUACACCAAAUGUUACACCAGGAAAGGCUACUAAAGUUGAAGCAGUUGCAGUCUCUGCAAAUGGAUGCUUAACUACAGAUACCACAGAUGCAAUAAAACCAAUGGAUGUGCCAACGCAUUUUCAAACAUAUCCAACCAAUUUUGCACAUAGUAAUAUCAAUUAUCCUCCAGCGUUUCCUCCAGCAAAUGUUUCUGUACCACCACCUUCUGUAAAUACAAUGAAUCACAUUGUCCCACCAAUGCAUCAUAUGGGUUCCUCUGGUGCCAUUAGACCUGCACCACCUACAUCUACUACAACGCCAACACCGUUUCAACCAUAUCCUUAUCCUACAAACGCGUCAUACUUCCCUCCAAAUAAUCCAGUACCCCCAGCACCUACACCGCGUACGUAUUAUCCACCACAACCUUAACACAUACAAAUUUAUAAGACCAAAUAUGCAAUGUUUGUUUGUAUGUAAACGCCAUUAUUGUAAUUGAAGUUAAUAUUAUCAAAGAGAUAAUAGUUAAAUCUUGUCUUGUAAUCUAAGUCUUGUAAAUAUUGUAAAUAUGUAAGGUUUAGAAUUAACAGUAAUAUUUAAUUAUAAAGUUUUUAUAUUAUUAAUGUUUACGUGUUUAAAUUGUUAAUUUAAACAAGAAACUAUAAAUACAAAACUUCUAAGGAAAAAUUAGUCAAUGUUUUACAUGUAAAGGUUGCCUUUAUUAAAAAAGUUUUUUCCAGAAAAUGUAACAGUAUGCAAUGGUGCAUAAUUUGCUAAUAAUUUUAAAAGCGGUUCUGCAGAUAAUGAGUCCAAUACCAUACUGUCUGUAUAUAAAACAUACAAAACUGAAGGUAGUUCCAUAAUUUGAGCAUAUGACAAUACUGAAACAUAUGUAUGUUUGUACCAUUUAUAAUGAACUUUCAUCUAAAGAUAUAGUUUGUAUUAUUUGAAUAUUAACCUCCUGCUGUUACUCCAUAUAUAAUAUUUGGCUGCUCUAAGUAUGGCUCUUUCGAUUUGCAAAUAUUCUCUCCACUUUUUGUAGUCAACAUCCGUAAGAAAGAAGGUACUGUUGGUAUAUCCUUCUUUUUGAAAUUUGAUAUAUGACAACAUGUUAUACAAAUUAUACUUUUUGCACUUGAUAUAAUAUCACCCAUCUAAUAAAUUUAAUAAAAUUAAUGCAAAUUACUAGAAUUAUAUACUUUAUAAUUUAAGUUAAAUUUUCUUACCUUUUCUACAAAUUUGCCUGACAAUUUCACAUCAAAAUGUGGAGAUACAAUACCUAAAUACAUAUCAUUAGUAACUUGAUAAGUUGUAUAUAUCUUUUUUUGUUUUUCAUCUUCCACGAAACAUACUUCUUCUGAGUUUGGGCACAAACACUCUUUUACAAAAUCUACAAUAUCAUUAAAACUAUUUAUAACACGACCAAAAUAUUACCGAUUAAUUAAAUUAAUAUAUAUUACCGAUUAACAUUUCACCUUCAAUUACAAUUAAAGUAUCAAUGCUGGAUGGUUUUGUUUUUAACCACUGAACAAAAAACUCGCUGAAAUAUAUUCCAAAAAGUAUUUGAGACACUUUUGAAACACUUAACUGAAGAGGUUAUGUUUAACUAAAAUAAAACUUACGGUUGAUUAACUGAACAUUCAGUAGCUUUAUUUUCAUCUUCAUCGUCCCAGAACGCACGUGAGACUGGAAAUAUUA